AUGUUUAAACAAGUACUUGGAUUGAGAAACUCUACUUUGAGUGUAGUAUCAUCCUCAUCCUCUUCUAAAAUACUUUAUAGAUCUGCUGCUACAUCAAUAAACAAUAGUUUAUUUAAAUAUAAACAACAAUCUAAUCAACCUCAACAAUAUAUACUAUCAUCACAACAACACCAACAAAUAUUAAGAUACUUUUCAACAGAGAAUAAUAAUAAUAAGAAUACUACAGAGAACAAUAAGAAUAAUAAUACAGUGAAUAAGAAUGAUCAAAAAGAAGAAUCAACUUCCGAAGAAUCUAAUAAUAAUAAUGAACAACAACAAAAUCAACAAAAUGAACAUAAAUAUAAACAACAAAGAAGAUCAAAUAAGGAAUAUAGUGAAGAAUUAAAAGAAAAGAAUAAGAAUCUUGGUAUGUGGGUAUUGGCAUCGAUCAUUGGUGUAUUGGGAUUAUCAUAUGCUGCUGUACCAUUAUAUAGAAUGUUUUGUAGAGUCACUGGUUAUGGUGGUACAGUAAGAGAGGCAUCACACGAUUUAGAGGCAGAGAUCAAGAAACGUAAUCUUAAACGUGACUUGUAUCCAAUCAAAGUAUCUUUCACAUCUUCCAUUGGCAAUAAGAUUCCAUGGACUUUUAAACCUGUACAAUCAUCAAUUGAAUGUAUUCCAGGUGAACCUGUAUUAGCAUUUUAUAGAGCAACCAAUCAUACAGAUAAACCAAUUAUUGGUGUAGCAACCUAUAAUAUUACACCAAUGAAAGCUGGUAGUUAUUUCACAAAGAUUCAAUGUUUUUGUUUUGAUGAACAGAGAAUCAAACCAAAUGAAACAAUCGAUAUGCCCGUUUUAUUUGUUGUUGAACCUGAAAUGUUGGACGAUAAGAAUAUGAAGGGUAUUACCGAUAUUACCCUAUCCUACACAUUUUUCAAAUCCAAUGAUCAAGGUGAAUUGGAAGAGAUCUAA
Cavenderia fasciculata is the source of this 951-nucleotide messenger RNA. It is a transcript of the gene cox11, whose product is annotated as cytochrome c oxidase assembly protein. NCBI's taxonomy places the organism in Eukaryota, Evosea, Eumycetozoa, Acytosteliales, Cavenderiaceae. Bases 1 to 951 code for a protein of 316 amino acids. Gene Ontology annotation, molecular function: copper ion binding. Gene Ontology annotation, cellular component: mitochondrial inner membrane. The record is from RefSeq and is a predicted model, not a curated record. The transcript has 2 exons.